AGUGAAGCUUCAUCUGCUGCUCCCCAUCGCUCAUGUUACCGCCUGAACAUCCCACCCCCCUUUCCAUGGAAAAAUUGUCUUUCACAAAACCGGUCCCUGGUGCCAAAAAGGUUGGGGACUGCUGUCAUAAACAACAUUGAAAGCAAUUAAAAAAAAAAAAAAAAAGUAAAAACCUUGGGAACAAGAGUUAUCUUAACACCUUGCUGACAAGCUGCUAACAUAAUGACUCCAUAAAUCAAGAACAGUACAGUCCCCUGUCCACCCUGCCCCUCAGUAUUAAGCAUAGCUAUGAGCAGCAGAAGGCAGUGACUUUAGGAGGGGCUAUUUUUGCCUGGUAUGAUGGAGUCUAGAAAGGAUGAGCAGCCCCGGUGGCUCCGUGAUGUCACCAGUGACCGGGCUGUGCGCUGGAACCACUCUCCCAUUUCCGGUGGCCCGGCUUCCUGUCCAGGUGACUCCCAGAGCCUGUGGCAUCUCAGCCUUGUUACCGGCAGGAGGAUCCAUCAACAGGGGAAGGUGAGGUAUGGGAUUCCUUUUUACUUACAGUACCUCGCCCACUGGCCAGAGUAUUUCAUCGUUGCAGAGGCCCCUGGUGGAGAGUUGAUGGGUUAUAUCAUGGGUAAAGCAGAAGGCUCGGUGGCAAGGGAAGAAUGGCAUGGGCACGUCACAGCUCUGUCUGUUGCCCCGGAAUUUCGACGCCUUGGUUUGGCUGCUAAACUUAUGGAGUUAUUAGAGGAGAUUUCAGAAAGAAAGGGUGGAUUUUUUGUUGAUCUCUUUGUAAGAGUGUCUAACCAAGUUGCAGUAAACAUGUACAAGCAGCUGGGCUACAGCGUGUAUAGGACGGUCAUAGAGUACUACUCGGCCAGCAACGGGGAACCUGACGAGGAUGCUUAUGAUAUGAGGAAAGCACUUUCCAGGGAUACUGAGAAGAAAUCCAUCAUCCCAUUACCUCAUCCUGUGAGGCCAGAAGACAUUGAAUAACCCUGAGCAGUGGUUCUUAGGCUGAUGAUGCUCCAGAUAGUUUAUGGACAUUGUUACUUUCAUUGGAUGAUCUUGGAGCUCUAUUAGGAGAAAAGGGAAUUGUUUAGAUCAUAAAGACUUCAAGAAAGCACAGGUUAUAAACAUAUUUUAAGUCUCUUUUCCUGUUAGCAAUAUCAUACCUUCUGAAGCUGUUCACUGUAAUAAAAUUCAACCAAAAAAGGCAGCUAGGUCAGAAGGAAACAUUCCACUAUCAUGCUUCAUAGUAUAAUAUUCAUGAUAUGCUAGGGGAAAAGCUUGUUCUAAUCUCCUCCUAAAUUCUGUGCCUGAGAACCACUGCUGCAUAUAUAUUUUUUAUUUUGUACUGAAUUGUUAAUUGAAGCUUUAAAAGCAUAUAUGAAAUGUAUAAAUCUAAGAUAUAUAAUGCACUGUUGACUCUAUGAAUGUUUUCUGGAAAUUUGUUGGUCAUUUAUAAACCUAAAGUUCUCCCAGGAUUGAGAA
Molecule: messenger RNA, 1476 nt
Organism: Hippopotamus amphibius kiboko
Lineage: Eukaryota; Metazoa; Chordata; Mammalia; Artiodactyla; Hippopotamidae
Gene: NAA20
Product: N-alpha-acetyltransferase 20, NatB catalytic subunit
Exons: 5
Coding region: 337-978 (213 amino acids)
Biological process (GO): N-terminal peptidyl-methionine acetylation
Cellular component (GO): NatB complex
Molecular function (GO): protein-N-terminal amino-acid acetyltransferase activity
Source: RefSeq, a predicted model, not a curated record